Messenger RNA from Sclerotinia sclerotiorum 1980 UF-70, 1650 nucleotides. RefSeq lists its product as hypothetical. NCBI's taxonomy places the organism in Eukaryota, Fungi, Ascomycota, Leotiomycetes, Helotiales, Sclerotiniaceae. The transcript has 2 exons. The coding region runs from base 1 to 1650 and encodes 549 amino acids. The record is from RefSeq and is a predicted model, not a curated record.
AUGCCAACAGCAUUAGCUGAGUUCCGCCUCCCUGGCCAUAUCGCCGAGAGCAAAGCUAGAGAGAGCUUGCCAGAAUUAGAUAUGGAUCUUUCGUGCUCAAUUCAUACACAAAACUCAUCGCCAUCUGAGCUACCAUCACCAGUUACACCAACUUUCUCUACACGAGGCCAUAUGAGACAUCCAAGCUCAGCUUCUUCAAUCGAAUCACAGUACCUCUACGAAAGUCCCUCCUCGCCGACAUUCGCAAGCAACAAAUCCGGAAAGCGAUCUCUGCCUGAUGUUCAAGAAGAACCUCGUUGCGAACGGGAGAAUGACUUCAUGUUUGAGGACGAUGAAGAUGUCCCAGAUUGCGAUGAACUCUACAACUGCCUGUGCGACGAUCUGUAUUGCUUGCAUAGAGAUACGUCUAUAGCCCAAAGCUCAGUCCAUUUAUCUACCAAUCAAGACUCUUACUAUGAUCUUUCAGAUGGGUUCUUUAGUGAUGGGGAUUUUUCAUUAAACCAGAGAUAUAAGAAGAGAAGAGGAAACGAAUCGCCACUGAAUGGACUCACAUCUCGAUUCAAUACCAAGUUUCCUUCCUUUGCCCGCAAAUGGAGUUCACGAAAAGCCACGGGUUCUUCAGCAGCAUCUAUAUCAUCCGAUACACAACGAGAUUAUGCAACUUCCAGGGCCCCUUCUAGUAGAUCCUCAUCGAGGUCGAACUCCGCUCGCAGACCUCUGGACGAGACUUCUGAUCUCCAUUUGCCACCUACUCCAACCAGAAGCGUCUUUGGUAGCCGCGAUAAUAGCUCUACAACAUCCUUCCUCGAUAUCGAAAAGGCAAAAAGCGGUACAUCUGAAUUCGAAGAAGGAUUGGCCGGCACGCCAUUACUUCCACCUCUCAUGACUGAUGUCUUAGCCAAGGAGCAGUUCAAAAUGCAAUCGCCAUUACAGUCACCAUCUGUCGCUGACACGAGUGAUUCGAUGUCGGGCGCCAACACGCCCAUUGAUUUCAUAAUUACCCAUCAAUUACAUGGAAUGCCCUCACCGCCACUUAGUACUAAACCAUCCAUUUCAUCCUUUCAUAGAUCAACAAUUAAAUCAAACUACAUAGUUCCCUCUUCAGAGAUUCCUGCCAUUCUGAUCGCUGAGGAGAACGAUGAGUGGGCAAACAAACUUGGCCAUGCUAACUUCGUCAUCAACCCUGAGCCAUACGUCCCUGAGAAUUUCGACCUCGAAGCUUGCCGGCAACUACGAGCCGAUUGGGAUCUCGCGCGUUGUAACUAUACCAAGCAUAUUGUUCGCACAGGCGAACACUAUGGAGUCACUUCAAAAACUUACAAGUUGACUGAGGAAAAAUGGGCUCAGACAGAUCUCAAGUGGAUGAAAAACAAUGAACUCACAAUUGCUACUACAGCCCAGAGCUCCACAGAUGCCUUUGCCACACUGAAACAGAACACGCUUGGCAAUGCUUCUUCAAGCAACGUCAUGACGAAAAUCCCAUCGCUAAACGACCCUCGUAGUGAAGGUAAAUUUCCUCAGCUUGGGGACGAAGAUAUUGUUGGACCAAUGGUUCAAGCUACCGCGCAACUUCGACGAAAUCCCAGCAAAACAACCAAGCUUCUUCGAUUCAUCACAGAUAAAUUCCCUGUGGCAUUGGGGAAACCUUGA